CGUCGCAUACAAGUCCUGUGGAGGCGAGCUAGAAUCUCACUGCAUGGGUUGGUAUCUGGAUCGAUUGGACGAGAGUUGCUAAAAGGGCAAGAUCGAUGCGGGCAACGCGCCCCAGGCAAUGGCGUCCAUUGCGGAGCGACAGCACCUUCCACUUCGGGACUCUGUGCCUGCGAGUCCCUCCACCACCGCUCUCACUCAGACAAUGCAGAGGCGGACGACGCCCGCCCAUGCAGUGUCCAGAAAAGAAUCGCUCCUUUUGCUCACGAGGGCAGAGAAGGAAUUACGAUGCUGUCUUCGAAGAUCGCACAUACCAAGUACGGGGUCCUAAGGUAC
Messenger RNA from Rasamsonia emersonii CBS 393.64, 333 nucleotides. RefSeq lists its product as uncharacterized. The record is from RefSeq and is a predicted model, not a curated record. NCBI's taxonomy places the organism in Eukaryota, Fungi, Ascomycota, Eurotiomycetes, Eurotiales, Trichocomaceae. The transcript has a single exon. The annotation marks the transcript as partial.